CGCUCCAUCGAAGCCGACUGCGAAAACAGGCAACUAGGAAAAACUCGGGGCACACAUUUGGCCCCCCGCAUCGAUUCCAACGCUGUAUCUAUGCUGCAAGCAAACAUAAAACAUGUAUUCCUUUAGUUAGGGAGACGUAGAAGCGGGCGCAGCGUUGCCAUCAGGCGUGCGCUUUGCACAGAAGUCGCUUCUCUUCCACAAAAUGUAUAGACGCUAUAACAUGCCAUCUCUCGGGCUCGAAAGAGAUUGAAGGGCUGCGGACUCACGCUCGGUUUCGCUGACAUUGAGUCGCGGCUUGAGCGCCUCAGUUCUGCCUUUGGGCGCGGCGCCGCGCCGGGAUGGGGCGCUACACCUGGCUCAUGUUGGAUGCCGGCAAGACGCGGGAGCCCGCGCAGCCGGUAAACAUGACCUUCGCGGCCGCAGCAUUGCGGCGGCACCAUUGGGCCUCCCCUGGCGCCUCUCGAGAGGUUGGCGAGGGGACCGGCUGCGCCGCGCCCGAGGACGAGCCGCCCGCGGAUGCAGUGGAUGAGGUGGAGCUCAUAUGGAAGAAAGCCGUCGCCGCGCGCACACUCCAGCUUACCGCAGAGCAGCCCGCCACCCCCGCCGCCCGCGCCCCUGCUUCCCCCAAGCCCGACGCCAUCCAUUCCCAGCCGCCCUCCCGCUCGCUCAACGCGCUCCCACGCAACAGCGCGCUCGGCCGAGCUGACAGCGACUACGCAGCCGUCACGUAUUCGCUGCCGCCGGCGCUGUCCUUCUCGCCCUCCGCCGGCGACUUGGCCUCUGUGCUCGCGAGCCGUCGGCGCCUGCAAGGCACGUACCCAGCAGUUCCCCCCGCCGGCGCCAUGCCCCCGCCGGGCCCCUUGCCUGACCUGUCCAUUCCUGGACAGAGCACCAGUGGUGGUAGCGGCGGCGGCGGUCACGGUGGAGUCGGCGGCGGCGGGCCGCCGCGGCAUCAGCCGUUUACGGCGCCAGGCGUUGCAUUGGACUCAGACUCCGAAGGUGAAGGCGGUGGCGGCGGCGGCGGCGGGCAGGAAGGUGGGCGGCUGCGACCAGGGCGGCAGCGCAGCCGGUCGUUCUCACAAUUCCCCCUCGUCGUCGGCGGCGGCGGUGGUAUGAGGGGAGCGGCAGCGGCGGCGUCGGGCGAUGACACGCGGAGCGAUGAUGGGGAGCUGGCGGACGACGACUGUGCCGACGAGCCAGGUGCAACAGAGCCCGGGCUCAUGCCGGCAGAUGCCGCCGCGGCUGCAGCAACGGCAGUGGCGACGUUUGGGCUGCGGGACUCCACUGGCGUUGCCGGCGUCCGGGCUGUCGGCGCGACCACGGCGGCACUGGUGCGGGCGCUGUCAACAAAGAACGCCCUGGCUGGCGGCGGCCCUGGCGGCGGCGGCGGCGGCGGCGGCCUAGUGGCGGCGCUGCUUAGUAGCAGUGGCGCAGCCAACGGUGGCGGCGGAGCGGGCGGUGGAGGUUUGGGCCUUGCUGGCUUUGCGAGAGGGCUUUUCGGCGGCGGCGCUGGCGCCGCCGGCGGCGGCGCGGGUGGCGGCGGCGGCGCAGAAGUGCCGAGCAGCGUCUCCGACGGCUAUGACGCCGGCUGGAGUGCCGGUGGCGGCGGCGGCAAUGAGGACGAGGGCGAGGGCGGUGGCGAGGGCGAAGGCGAGGGCGAGGGCCGGGAUGGCGGCUGUUUGGUCCUUCCGGUGUUGAGGACGCUGCUGGACAUGCAACAGCAGUCAGGCCAGGCCGCGGCCGCGCUGGCACUGUCCGCCGCGCGCGGCAAAGGUGGCAGCGCCGCCAAGCCAAACUCGCACGGCGGCCCAUCUGCAGCCACCGCCAUCUCGCGACAGGCCUCGCAACUGCUGCGCGCCAGUGCCUCGACCAACCGGCUGAUGUCAGCGCAGUCGCCGAACGGCCUGGCUCGGCAGGGCUCAAGCAGCCUAGCGACGACGCCGCCUGGCGGCGGCGGCGGCGGCGGCGGCGGCGUGGCGUCGCCGGGCUGCCGCACCGGCAGCGGCGGCGCCAUGCCUGACGGGCUGCGUAGCUCGCCCUCUCGCACUAUGCUGAUGUCAGCAAUGCGACCGUCGCCGCUGGCGCUGCCGCGAAGCGGCGGCGCCGGCGCCGCCGAUGACGGUGGUGCUCCUGAGGUCGUUGGCGGCGGCGCUGACGACGGCCUUGACGUCGACACGGCGGCGGCGGCGGCGGCUGUCCCAGGCAGUGGCGGCACCGCCGCCUCCUCGCGCGUGAGGUUGCCUCCCGGCCGGACCAAGUCCUACGGCCCCGGAAUGCUGCCGUCACCGGCGGCGGCGCUGCCGGUGGGCUCGCCACAGGGUGGAGGGCCUCGCGGCUCGCCCAUCCCACGCACCAGCGGCGGCGGCAGCGGUGGCGGCGGCGGCGGCGGCGGCCUGCACUCGCCCGGCGGGCCGCGCGCCAGCACCAGCACAGGGCUGCUGCCGCCAGCCGCCACAGCCAGCCCGAGGUCCCUUACAGCCGGCGUGGGCAUGGGGCUGGGACUGGCAGGGAGCAGCUCGCCUGGGGCUUCGCCGCUCGGCUCUGCUGCAGCGGCGGCUGCGGUGGGGCUGGGAGGCGCCGGUGGUGGGGGCGGGCUGCCGAGCCCGAGUGCGGCGGGUGUGAAGGGCAGCCCCAGAGGGAGCCGUUUCAGUUGGGCGAACAAGCUGGCGGGCCGGGGGCCGUUUGAGUCGCCCGGAUACAACGGCGCCACCAGCGGCGGCGGCGCUGCGUCCCCGGACCCGCUGUCGCCUGCCGCCGCCGUGGCGGAAGCCGCAGCGACUACACUGGGUGGCGUUGGCGGCGGCAUCAUUGGCGGCGGCGGCGGUGCAGGCAUGUACGCCACCGACGCCGCAUUCGGCCGCUCAGCCAGCCCCGCGCCCGGGCUCGCAACGACCUUCUCCGUUGACAGCGGCGCCGCCGCAGCCGCGGCAGCCGCAGCCGCCACGCGCCGCCGCCAGAUGCUGACGGAAGCGCCUCCGCCGCCGGUGUCGUCGCAUCCGCCGCAGCCGCUGCCGCUGCGCGGGCCCGUUGCGCUGACGGUGCCGCCCGGCCGGCGCACCUACACAGGUGUCGGGGCAAGUGCUGGGGCGGCGGUCAUGGGGGCGCCGCCGCCCGUGUUUGGCGAGCCGCUGGGGUCGGGGACGGGGGGUUUGGGGGGCUUGGGGGGGCUGGUGGGGUCGAGUUUUAAGCGUGCGGGGCCACAGCAGCAACGAGAUGUGGGUGUCGCGCAGCUGCUGCAGCCGGACAUAGGGUCGCUGCUUGGGGGCCAUGGCGUGGGGUGAGGUGAGGCGAGGUAGAACCUUGCUUGCGGAGAAAGGAGACGACCGGAGAAGAUUAGGAGGGAGAGGGAGAGAGAGUGGAGCUGGUGACAGCGGAUUUAUAUUUAUGCGCGCGUGUGAUGCACGACUGCCUAUGUGUGGCGUGGUUGUGGGGUGCGGGGUGGGCUAAGUUGCAGAUAACGUUGUGGCUCUGGGCAAGGACAUUGGCACUGACACAUUCUACGAAAUGACCAUUCAUGCACGCGUGCGAUUCAUGGCACCGGCUUGUAGUCAGUCCUUGACUCGACAGGGGAUUAGCUAGGUAGUUAGCUGUCAGGUAGAAACACGUGCCCCUGUUGAUUAGCUAGGUAUUAAGCUGUCAGUGGCGCCUGAGGAACACGUGCCUCAGAGUAUGCAGCGCGCGACUAGGGCGGGGCAUAGACAUGGAUCUUGAGGCUGUGGUGAGUUGUGAGCUGGGAUCGGUGUGCUGGGCCUUACAAGGUGGCCCCGAGUCAGGGAGACGCACAAAGUACCGGUACCUGAGUCAGGGAGACGCACAAGGUACCGGUACCCAAGUCAGGGAGGCGCUAGCCCAGUUGCCUUGGGGCAGUCGGGCGGUGUACGGGUGGUUCAGGUGCGAGCUGGUGGGUGGUGGAAGCAAGGUGGAGGUGUAUAACGUGACGAUGGCUGGACGGAGGGCGGGCCGGCGGGGGCAGGGGCGUUGGGCGGGGGGCUGAGGAUGGAAUGCGGAUGGAUGUGCGAUGGGACAGUGUCAAGGCAGGUCCACGAGGCAGGUCUGUGAAGCCCCGUAGGGUGCAGCUGAUUCCCAGACCCCAGCCGAUGGCAAACAAUUUGCAACGGCAGGGCAGGAGUGCGCGGCUGGUCGAACGCCGGAGUUAUUGAGGAUGGAAUGAGGAUGGAAUAAGGAUGGAAUAAGGAUGGAAUGAGGAAGGAAUGAGGAUGGAAUAAGGAUGAAAUGAGGAUAGACGCCCAAUGGACCCGUGUGGACGGCAGCUCUGCACAUGGAAGGGUCGGGUCGCGGGUAGUGAGCCGGCGCCCGGCGGUGUGCGUAUAAGUGGGUAGUAGGCUGGUAGGCUAGAAGUAGUGGGUAAGUGGGUGGUGGGCUACGGUGGGCUUAAAGUUUGUCGGCUGGUUGUGAGUUGCGGGUAGCGAGAUUAGUUCUCCCACGUGCCGCAGGCGCGGUACGCUGUACGGUGGCAGUGGACGGGUAGUGAGUGGUAGUGGAAAGGGAUCAAGAGAAUCGUGUGAGACGCGGCCCUGUGGCCUAGUUAGUAGGGUCCCACCCCAGUAGUGUUCUGCUGCCCGGUUGCAACCUCGGCGGCGCCUGGCACAAGGCCAUCGCCAGCCAAAGCAGGCUGGAGAAUAGUGCCAUGCCAGGUCAUGGCAACAGGGGCGCAAAGAGUUUGUUUCAUAUAAAAUGGACA
Messenger RNA from Chlamydomonas reinhardtii, 4702 nucleotides. RefSeq lists its product as uncharacterized. Bases 339 to 3281 code for a protein of 980 amino acids. The transcript has a single exon. The record is from RefSeq and is a predicted model, not a curated record. Lineage: Eukaryota; Viridiplantae; Chlorophyta; Chlorophyceae; Chlamydomonadales; Chlamydomonadaceae.